Molecule: messenger RNA, 419 nt
Organism: Scutellospora calospora
Lineage: Eukaryota; Fungi; Glomeromycota; Glomeromycetes; Diversisporales; Gigasporaceae
Source: the annotation of a GenBank genome assembly
AAGGAAUUGAAAAAGCGUGUCGCGAAGCAAAUAUUCAUGAUUUUAUUAUUGGUCUACCUGAUGGUUAUGAUACUCCUGUUGGUGGAAAAGGAACACAACUUUCAGGUGGUCAAAAACAACGAAUUGCAAUAGCAAGAGCACUUAUUCGAAAUCCCAAGAUUUUAUUAUUAGAUGAAGCAACAUCUGCUCUAGAUGGUCAAGCUGAAAAGAUCGUACAAAAAGCUUUGGAUGCUGCUGCAAAGGGUAGAACAACUUUAGCUAUAGCACAUCGAUUAUCAACAAUUCAACAUGCAGACAUAAUAUUUGUGAUUAAGGAUGGUAAAGUACACGAACAAGGUACACAUCAAGAAUUACUGGCACAAAAAGGAAUGUAUCAUGCUAUGGUACAAGAACAAUUUUUGGGAGAAAUAAAAGAAUAA